AUGUUCCAUAAUGCCGAAGCCCGACGACGUCACAAACCAAUUUCAUCCACAUCCACAUAUCUAUUUUUCAAUAAGAAUUAUUCCUCCAAACUUCGGGUCAGGGAAAGGAGAGAGAAAAUCGAACGUAAGCGCUUCGAUGCCUUGGAUGUUGCACAGUUUACUAGGGAGUUAAUGGUGUUGAUUGACACGAAUAACUUUGAAGGAUUGGAGGAGAAGAUAAGAUUUUUCAAUAACAUUUUACCGCAGGAAAUAACUUCUAUAGAUACUAUAAAAACACUUAACAUUUGUUUGGACCUAGGUAAUAGCCAGAUCAAGAUCUUGACGCUUAAGUGCCUGGCCAAAAUUGCUGCUGUGAAUCAAGAUUUGAUUGACGAUAAGCAUUACAUACAAUUGUUCAGCAGCGAUUGCAUUGAGAUACUCAAAUUACUACUGGAGUUGUACACUUAUGUUUCCAAAAAACACCUAAAUGAGAGCAAUCUCAAAAACUUGAUUAAAAUUUCAGAAUGCCUAGGUGGCAACGAUUUGGAUUUUUUCAAAAACUUGGCAAAUUUCACAUCAUCAGCACUGACAGACCCCUAUGCCGAAUCUCUUACGCAAUUUAUUGUUAAAUCUAAAGCUGAGAUUUAUCGCAUUUUGGAAUCACUGCCCCAAAAUAUACAUCCUUGCGGCGAUAAUUGUGAAACUAACACAAUUUGUGAUGUGGACUGUGUGACUGACAUGUUAUAUUCAAUUCACUUGUGCUGCGACAAUUUGGAAAGGAAGAUUGGAAUGGCACUAAAAUUUAUAAAUCUAGCUAGUGUAAACCAGGAUAUUUUAUUGCCUGCAUAUUUGAUCAUUUGUCAGACUAUUCACCAAGAUUCGCAUUACCAACUAAAUGAAGAACUUUUUACAAUGUUAGAAACUUCACUUAAAUCACAGAAGAGGCGAGUAAAGCUUGCUUCCCUGGUGCUAGCAACCACUAUGGCCGGAAAGAAUAAUUAUACAGCUAAAUUUGUAUUGCCUUUGUCAAACACGAUUAUCGAUAUAUUAGAGUCAAAGGAAUCUUAUGACAUUCGUCUAGAAUCUGCAAUUUACGUUAUGCACAUGAUGUUUGGGCAUGGCAGCGAAUUCAUAAACAAUUUCAUAAAAAUUGAGCCAAGAAUUUCAGCUGCUAUGUUGGAUCUAUUGGAUUCUUGCAAACAAGAUUAUACCACUGCCUGGUUGUGCUUGGAUUACUUGGAAUGGUGUCUGAGUAAAGAAGAAUCUGUAAGAAGACUGUACGAUUUGAGAGCAAUUGAGAUUAUUGAAUCUGUCCAAUUUUUACACAGUGAAGAGGUUGACCGCAGAGUAUGUGAAUUGAUCAAACCAUUCGAUGUAAUUGAUAUUUAG
Molecule: messenger RNA, 1368 nt
Organism: Babesia microti strain RI
Lineage: Eukaryota; Apicomplexa; Aconoidasida; Piroplasmida; Babesiidae
Exons: 10
Coding region: 1-1368 (455 amino acids)
Source: RefSeq, a predicted model, not a curated record